Molecule: messenger RNA, 1368 nt
Organism: Microcebus murinus (gray mouse lemur)
Lineage: Eukaryota; Metazoa; Chordata; Mammalia; Primates; Cheirogaleidae
Product: CMRF35-like molecule 1
Cellular component (GO): plasma membrane
Molecular function (GO): transmembrane signaling receptor activity
Source: RefSeq, a predicted model, not a curated record
CUGACCGUGCAGUGUCGUUAUGAGCCAGGCUGGGAAACCCACAAGAAGUGGUGGUGUCGAGGUGCUCAUUGUCGCAGCUGCAGGAUCCUUGUCAUGACCACUGGAUCGGAGCAGGAGGUGAAGAAGGACCGUAUGUCCAUCAGGGACAGUCACAAAAACCACACGUUCACGGUGACCAUGGAGGAGCUCAGGAGAGAUGACGCUGACACUUACUGGUGUGGGAUGGAGAGAACCGGAAUUGACCCUGGGGUCCCAGUUGAGGUGACCAUUGACCCAGCACUGGUCACCCUGGAAAAGACUGCCAGCUCCCCGAUGGUGACCAGCUAUCAGUCUGGUAACAGGCCCGGCAUCAUGAAGCUCAGCGUCCUCCUUCCCCUCAUCUUUGCCAUAUUGCUGCUUCUCUUGGUGGCCGUCUCGCUCCUGGCUUGGAGGAUGGUGAAACGCAGGAAGAACGCAUCUGGGUUACCUCCAGAGCAGGUGUCACAGCCCCUGGAGGAUGAACUCUGCUAUGCAAACCUGACCCUGCAGAGGACAGGAACCUCCCGCAGCUCCUCGCGGAAAAAGGCCUGCACAGAGCCCUCCUCCUCUGCCCAGGAGGAAGUGGAAUAUGUCACCAUGGCCCCCUUUCCGAGGGAGGAAGUUUCCUACGCAUCUCUGACUCUGGGCGACUUGGAUCAGGAGGCGACCUACAGCAACACCGGCCAGCUCACCACCCACAUCCCCGGCGCGAGCCACGAGGACCCCACGGAGUACAGCACCCUCAGGAGUCCUUAGCGCGGGGCCCCGUGAGGCCCGUGAGCCGUGUCCUGCCUCAUCUGCCUUCUGUCCCCGCCCCCCUCACCAGGACAGCUGCUGGCAGCGGCCUCUGCCUGAUCAGCCAGCGGAGUCGCCAGCCCUGGGGCCUAGUCUCGGGGGGCUUCUGGGAGUUAUGGGUGGUCUUUCUGCACCCCCCUCCUGCUCUCCUGCAGAGCUGGGGAGGGGUCUGGGGAUGUGCCCUGAUGAUAAAGAUUACAAUAGUAAUUGACCUUUAUUUAUUGCCCCCAAGAUAUCUGUGUCCUAAUCCCCAGAACCUGUGAAUGUCACCAAGGGGACUGUGCAGAUGUGUCCGAGUGACGGGGAGACCGUUCUGGAUGAUCCACAUGGACCCGGAAUAGAAUCACCAGGGUCCUCGGAGGAAGGAGGCGGGGAGGUCAGAAGAGGAGAAGGCAGGGCUGGGGGUGCCGGGGCCUCCCGCAGCUGGCAGAGGCUUCUCCCCGGGGCCUCCAGAGGGAACCAGAAAGGAGCACCUUGACCUGAGCCCCAUGAAACUGAUUUUGUACUUCUGGCCUCCAGAACUGCAGGACAAUAAAUGUGUGUCGUUUGUCGUAA